CCACCAAUAAGCCCAAUGAGCUGAGUGCGCACCGCACCGCCCACUGUCGGUGUGUAUUUUUUUCUCCUCCUUUCUCGUCUUUUUUUUUUUCCACCAGAGCUGGAUGUGUAGAUCGUCACAUGUUGUUUCCCCUCCUCAGUCCGGACUCUAGCAGACAUGUGUUUUGUAUUGCUCAGGCUCUGGAAAUAGAGGAUUAAAAUAAAGCGCGUCAUUUCUUUAGCAACUCGAGGAAAGGGAGCAUUGUGUCUGAUAGCGAAGGACACGAGAAUGGCGAGUCCGCCAAACACAGAUCAGCCGUUAUUGCACAGUAAUACGAACGUGAACAAUAUCAAGAAAUGCGGAUACCUAAAGAAGCAGAAACACGGACACAAGCGCUUUUUCGUUUUAAAAGAGCCGAGCGAAGGUUUCCCUGCCCGGCUGGAGUACUACGAGAGCGAGAAGAAAUGGAAGAACAAAUCGGCCGCGAAGAGAGUUAUUCCUCUGGACUGCUGUCUCAAUAUCAACAAGAGAGCGGACGCAAAACACAAAUAUCUUAUUGCUCUUUAUACCAAGGACGAGUAUUUUGCCGUGGCGGCAGAAAACGAGCAGGAACAGGAGAGCUGGUACCUGGUGCUGACGGAUUUAAUGACAGAGGGGAAAGUAUACGACGGCUCAGCGUCCAACUCCGCGUCCUCGCUGGUUGGCUUCGACGAGGAGAGCUACGGUGUGAUAACGCCGGUUACCGCCAUCUACAAGGAGGUAUGGCAAGUCAAUCUGAAAUCCAAAGGCCUGGGUCAAAGCAGAAAUUUGACCGGAGUGUACAGGCUCUGUCUCUCCAGCCGGACUAUCAGCUUUGUCAAGCUGAACUCAGAGGUUGCCUCAGUCAUUUUACAGCUGAUGAAUAUCCGGAGGUGCGGCCAUUCUGAUAGCUUUUUCUUUAUUGAGGUUGGUAGAUCUGCAGCCACGGGUCCGGGGGAGUUUUGGAUGCAGGCUGAUGACUCUGUGGUGGCUCAAAAUAUCCACGAAACUAUCUUGGAGGCGAUGAAAGCCAUGAAGGAGCUGUCGGAAUUUCGUCCGCGCAGCAAAAGCCAGUCAUCUAGUACAAACCCCAUCUCUGUGCCCACACGGAGGCACCUGAACAAUCUCCCCCCCAGCCAGACCGGACUUCCCCGGCGGUCGCGCACUGACAGCAUGGCUAUGACCUCUCCUGUGAGCAAAUUUUCCUCCUGUCGAAUACGCACGGCCAGCGAGGGCGAUGGCACCAUGGCACGCCCCAUGUCACUGACUGGGAGCCCCCUUAGCCCAGGGGUCCACAGGACCCUCCUGAGCAGAUCUCACACCAUUUCAAUGCGCCCUUGUCGGACAUUUGAAAAUUCUUCUCUCCAGCACAGUAAGUCCAUGUCUAUGCCCCUGUCUCCUUCUCCACCCAUAGCCACCUCAACUCAAAUAAAUCUGUCCUUCUGCCCAGACAGCAAUGCUCCUCGCCCCUCUAGCUGCAGUGCCUCCUUUUCAGGCUCCCCCAGUGAUGCUGGUUUUAUAUCAUGUGAGGAGUAUAGCUCUAGCCCUGCGGACGCACGGGACCUGAGGCUACCGCUAACCCUCCGUAGCAACACUCCAGAGUCUCUCAAAGCUGACACUCCUCCCUCCCGGGAAGGCAGUGAGCUUGAAGGCUACAUGGUGAUGGAGCGGCAGAAUGGUUACCGGCGGUUACCAGAGCUGGACAAGGCUUAUCGAAAGCGCACAUACUCCCUCACUACCCCCCGCCAACAGAGGGGUCCCCCCCAAGUAUCUUCAGCCUCCCUGGAUGAGUAUACUCUUAUGAGGGCCACUUACACUAGUGGGAGCCAGUCUUCUCGCAGGUGUCACACUGCCUCCCCUAAAGGGAUCUAUCCUGAGGAUUACAGGGAGGUUCAGAUCAGCGUUGGCAUUCUCCAAGGUGACAGUGGCUAUAUGCCUAUGAUGCCAGGUGUACCCCAGGCACCAGGGUCCAAGCAUGACCUCUACAUGCCCAUGAGCCCCAUGUGUGUUUCUGCUCCAAAGCAGAUCAUCAACCCCCGUUCACACUCUUCAGCGGGGCUGGCCCCCCACACAGAGUCCCCUGGGAGUGUUUCUCUGGAGGACAGUGGCUAUAUGCGGAUGUGGUGCGGAACCAAGAUGUCAGUGGAGAGUACUGAUGGAAAGCUCACCAAUGGAGAGUACCUGAACAUGUCUCCUGUCGACCAUCUGGUGUCUCUGACACCCACAGACUACAUCCUCAGUCCUCCAGGGGGAGAUCCCCACCCCCACCAAAAUCACAGACAGCCUUAUUCUUACAGCUCUCUACCACGCUCACUUAAAGGCCAGCUGCAGCGCAAUGGGUCCACAGACAAAGACCAGUAUGUGGUCAUGAGUUUACAGAGACAGCGGAUAGAAGAGGAGUCCAACUAUUGUCCUGUCUCUCCAGGAGAUUUUGUGGCCAGCAGCUCUCCGGGGACACCAAGCACCCCUUCCUCUGCUCCAUCUCCUCUCAGAGUGGCUCAGGUAGAUGGGGGUCUGGUAAACCGCAGUAGGGUGUGUCGCCCCACCCGCCUGGCUCUGGAAUCACUCAGAACACUACCAUGUAUGAGCGAACACCCACUUCCCUCGGAGCCACGCAGCCCUGGAGAGUACAUCAACAUAGACUUUGGUAGUGCUACUUGUAACCCGCUGGCAUCCACAGUGUCAGAGAGCACUGAGUCCUCUGUGAGUUUAAUGUGUGCAGAGAGGGGAUCCCUGCCAUUCUCAGACUAUGCUAAUGUUGACGUCAGCUCCCCGGGUCACCUUAGCUCACACCAACCCGGGAGUUACCUCCCUGCAGGGUGCCGAAACCACACGCCUGAAGUCUUGACUUGCCCUAGUCCGAUGAACGCCCAGCAGAACAUGCAGGGAGGCGAGAAGGGAGAAGAGAAAAAAAGCAUAGAGAGACAGGCAGAGGAGAGGGGGAUGGUAAAGGAAUAUCCCCUCCAGCAGCAGGUGAGCCUGGUGUGUCAGCCUGCUCCAGUCAAGGAUGACUACACUGAGAUGACUUUCAGUCCUCCUGCCCCUCUACCUGCUCUCUGCACCACUGAUGAUGCUCCCCUCCCCACCAGCCCCACCAGCUGUGUCCAGAGACUCAGCCUUGAGAGCAGCAUUGUGGAUGGUGUGCCUCCUGUGCCUGUGGACUCUUUUCUCCUGGGGGGUCCAUCGUUAUCUGUCACCCUCAUGGAACCACACAGGGGGGCCAAAGUGAUCCGGGCUGACCCUCAGGGGCGCAGACGGCACAGUUCUGAGACCUUCUCCUCCACCACCACUGUCACACCAGUGUGCCCAUCCUUUGCCCAUGACACCAAACGGCACAGCUCUGCCUCUGUGGAGAAUGUAUCCCACAUUGUUUGCAGCUCUGAAGGUUCUGACGAGGACUAUGGCAGCAACAGCUCCAUGUGCAGGGAGAUGUCAGCUGGUUAUCAAAAUGGACUUAACUACAUUGCCUUAAACUUGAUGGAGGGAAACCUUGGAGGAUGCAGGUUAGGGGGCUGUGACGGACCCCUGAGGUUCAAGACGACAGCCUGUGGCUGCAAGGGGGGCAUGAAUGGUUUCAACACUAGCCCCUAUGCCACCAUGGGAUUCAAGGAGACUGCUGCUGCUGUGAAAGAAUGAAGGCUGAUCCUCUCACCCCACCCCCCUCCCACCCCUUCUCCUCCCUCCUUUUCCUGUGAAUGUUCACUGCAGCCAAGUGACGAGGUCGCCACAGCGACAGCUGGACCAUGUGCUGCAGUCGAUGUCCUUUGACCUCUUUGCCGCCUUCGAGGGUCACAGGGACGGCCAUCACCAUGGCAACACGGACACUUGACCCUUGCCCCAAAUCUUCCCUCUGCUUUUCUCGGCACCAAAACAUUCAGGCGCCAUUGCUGCUGCUAUACUGGAUUACUUAAAAAAUAACAAGAACUUAAACGGACUAUUAACUCUAACUAUAGAUAGGCAACUAUUUAUCUCUGUGCAUAGGCCUGCAAAAAUUAUUCUGCAGUAUAUUGUUAUAUUGCUUAUUAUUAUUGUUUUAUUGCCAUUUAUACACUUUCAGCUGGUCUUUUUUUGGCUUCAGCCAAUAGUUGCCAGAUACUCUCACCUGAAAUCCUGUGAACCAAACCUGGAGACCAUCGUGUGCACACAAAAACCUUUCAUGCAUACAGAUUACAUAUAUUUAUUUAUUUAUCAUGUAUGUAUGCAUUUAAUGAAGUGUGUGUCUGAAUUUGUAUACAGUUUAUACUGCAAAAAGAGGUGGCAUUUAUGAACAUAUUUAAAAAUCAAAGUUAACAAUUGCUAAAAACAAAACAAAAAAACCUACCUCAGCAAAAACCAGGCUGGUACCAAUUCACACAGUAGAAAUAUAUAUAUAAAAUAUUUAUUUUCCGAGGUGAAUGUUUUUUAAAAAAUCACCAUUCCAAAGCCUUACUCUAUCCAUCAGCCCCCUUUCUGAUGGACCUUUUAAGUUUGGACCUAUAAACACACAGUAUAUCAAAGAUUUAACCGAUCAUUUUAUAGACUGAAUGUUUAUCAGAGCCGAAUGAGAGACAGCCUCUCUGAGAUUAAGUUCCUUCUCUGCCCACCUUACAUUAAUGACAAGAUUAUGUAUUAAAGAUCAAGAGUAAUAUAUUUAUUAAUAUGCCUGAGAUGGAGGAUUUAUACACACUAACAGAAUAGCCAGGACUUUAGAGGAGUACCUGACAUUGCAUUGCAUCACACAUGCAUGCAGGUGUCACACAUUCAAACAUUGCAGCAUGAACCAGAUCCGACUGGACCUGAACACCAGAUCUGUGGCCUGUCUGAGCCCAAGUCUCAGCACCUUUAUACACCUUACCUACUCAGCCACUGUUCAAAUGUGAUAUCCUGCACACACACAGCCUGCAGGAAGUUAUGACCUGUCAGGUAAAGGGACAGAGACAUGAAUGUUUGAAGUAACAAAGUAACUGGACAGCUCAGAAUUUUAUCACCUGAUGCCUCAUUGCGGAGCUCUGUCACACCACACGGUUGGCUGGCAGGUGCAGGCAGCACUGGGCAAUGUGGCAAAUGCAUGGCACAGUCUGACUGGCUGUUCAACGAGCCUGCUCAAUAGCUUGAAUCCACUUUGAGAGAGUCAGACAGGACGCGCCGGAGCUAAUGCAUGGUCUUGCACUUACAAACUUUCUAGAUUGUAACACAAGACACAUUGAAUGUAGUACAUGUGUUCCGAGCUUGGGAACACACAACCCAACAAACACCACAGCAACUGCAACAACAACAAUGAAACAUGCAGAGGUACCGAAUGGAAACUAUAACUAUGACAGAAACAAGCCGAAUAAAAGAAACAAACCAGGGGAAGUAUCUCUUUAUUUAUCUGAAUUCACUGGGACUUAACCGUUGCCUAUAUACUGUAAAUAGUACGGUGUUACAGAGAAUUACAUUUAAGCAAACGCUAAGAAACUUUGAGAGAUGUUAAGUUAAAUAACUUAUGUUGUUUGUACUGUACAUAGUAUGUGUUUGAGUGAAUUUUCUGAUACAACAAAAGCACUAAUUAAGUUAUAUGCUAACCAGUAUGGUUUGGCUUUGAUUUUCUUUUUUUUUUAAACUGUCAUGCGAUAGUCUUGUGAAAUGGAUGCCACUAUGAGGACAUUUUCUAAUGCUGUAAUUCUGAAACCAAUUUUUUUAAGAGAAAUUAUUAAUACUUGACAUAAUUAAUUAUUGCUACUUAGGUACAACACAAAUGGCAUAUAUGCAAUAUUUACACUUUUGAAAAUUAGUUUACAAAGACGUACCAAAUGUAUACAUACUGUUAAUAAUGUUUGUUAAACCUUAAAAUCAGAUUUUUGCUGUUUGUACAUUUUUUUCUCCAAAUUUGAGAUGAAAACCUUUACGUGUUUGUUUUUUGCUAAUCGAGCCUCUUGGUCUUUUGAGCAGUGUUUUGCAUUUGGAUAAUGUUUCAAGUUUUUAUUCAGCAUCUAAAUGUUACGAUAUGGGCUUCUCUUGCUGUGUCUUUCAUUGUAAAUAUUUCAUAUCUUGCAUAUUGUGAUGCUACUAAGAGAUGAUAAUUUAAACUUAGUUCAUUGCUUUAGAUUGUAUUGAUUCUUUAUAGACACAUGCAAUAAAUAAUGUUAUUUAAGAAA
This is a messenger RNA of Sander lucioperca (pikeperch), 6113 nucleotides long. It is a transcript of the gene irs2b, whose product is annotated as insulin receptor substrate 2b. NCBI's taxonomy places the organism in Eukaryota, Metazoa, Chordata, Actinopteri, Perciformes, Percidae. Gene Ontology annotation, molecular function: insulin receptor binding; phosphatidylinositol 3-kinase binding. Gene Ontology annotation, cellular component: cytosol; plasma membrane. The record is from RefSeq and is a predicted model, not a curated record. Bases 268 to 3633 code for a protein of 1121 amino acids. The transcript is spliced from 3 exons. Gene Ontology annotation, biological process: insulin receptor signaling pathway.